Lutzomyia longipalpis is the source of this 1707-nucleotide messenger RNA. Its product is annotated as zinc finger protein 28 homolog. The transcript has a single exon. NCBI's taxonomy places the organism in Eukaryota, Metazoa, Arthropoda, Insecta, Diptera, Psychodidae. The coding region runs from base 77 to 1606 and encodes 509 amino acids. The record is from RefSeq and is a predicted model, not a curated record.
CAUUUCUGUGUCAGAAAUAAGUGAAGCCCGUGAAAAUCUAAACAAUUAAAUCUAGGAAUAAAGUUUACAACGAAUAAUGGGUUCCUUAGAAAAUCCACUUGUGCAUUGCUGCACUAUACGUGAUUUACUAAAAAGGAUAACAGCGAUACAUAACGAAAUAAUUGAUCAUGAAAAUACUUUACCAAAAUGUGAAGUUUGUUGGCAGAACCACGCUGAGUUUGAUUCACUAAAAGCACAAUUAUUUCUCAUUGUGCAGGAUACACAAGAUAACAGUUUCACAAAUGAAAAUGAAACUUACGAUAUGAUAACAAAACACGUUGAGGAAAGAGAAGAUCUCGAUGACGACCCUCUUACAACAAUGAUCAUAAAAGAGGAGCAACAAAAGCUUGAAGAUAGUCCAUCUUGUGGAAGUGAUGUGGAUAAUGAAUGGAAUACAUUGGAAGAAUAUGAAGAACCAUGUGAGAAAAAGCUAAAGAGGGAAAGAAUACCCUGCCCUACUUGUGACAAGAGCUUUUGUCAAGGAAAAUGGUUUACAAAUCACAUUAGUCGUUGCAGGGAACUUGUAAACAAUGAGACAACGAAACCUAAAGAUUCGGAUGAUGACGGCAAACAGACUAGAUUUGAUUGUGUUUAUUGCGAAAAGAUGUUUUUCAAAAAGAAUGAAAUCAAAAUUCAUAUGCAAACUCACAUCAAAUCUUUAAAAUCAACGGAAAAAGAUUCAAUAAAUGAUAGAAGCACUAAGAAAAUUGGCCAUACUUGUAUCGUCUGCAAUAAAGUAUUCUCUUCAUCGAAUGGUUUGAAGAAACACGAGAAAUUCCACGAAAAGCGUACAGUGAAACAGGAUCUUCAGGAAACACCAUAUAAAUGCGGCACAUGCAGAAGAUUUUUCCGGAACUCUGUUAUGCUUGAGAGGCACAAUGAGUAUCGUAAUAGGGCUAAUCUAAUUUGCGAUACUUGCAACAAUCAAUUUUGCACACACACUGAUAUCCUGAAUCACCAGCGAACAGUUCACAAAAUUAAUACAUCUUUCAAAUGCCGCUACUGUGAGGGGCAGUUCAACAAUUUCCGAUUACUUUUCCGUCAUCAUAAAAUGCAACAUCCUGCGGAAGUAGCUCCAGAAAGUCCAUACCUCUGUGAUAUGUGUGGCAUUGUAAUGAUGGAUCCGCGAGAUCUCAGCUAUCACGUAAAAACCGUUCACGAGUCAAAGGAGUUCAAAUGCGAUAUAUGCCGCAAAACCUUUGGAGAACAAACUAAUUUUGAGGAACAUCAACGUAUUCAUAUUCCGAUUUCACAACUACAGGAUCCCUAUGAAUGUGAUACAUGCUCUAAGAAGUUUCGCACAAAGCGUUCAUUGGAGAAGCAUAGGCGCCUUCAUACUGGAGAAGUAACUGAAAUGUUUUGUCCCGUGUGUAGAAGACGUUUCAUAAAUGAGAAAAGCCUGGAAGAUCAUCUAUCUAAACAUGCAAAUGAAAAGCCAAGAUCAUUCAAAUGUGAGGUUUGUGAAAAGUCAUUCACGAAAUUAAAAUAUAUGAAUCAACAUCGUAAGAUAGAUCAUAAUAUUUUCACAAAUUUAAUGUUGAAUCCAAAGUCUAAGAAGAAUUAUUAAAGAUUUUCUAUACUUUUAUUUUUACAAAAUGUAAUGAAUGAUGAGAUAUGAUCAUAAAAAAUGUAUUAAAGAAUAGUGUAAUAAAAAAAUUAUUGACCAUA